GUUCCGCUUACAUGGCUGUCCUAUUUCAACGCAAGAAGGUCUAACAGAAAAAAAUCUCUCUCUCUCUCCUUUUUGGCUUAAUGCUAAAUUGCAAGAUUUCCUUUGAGAUGGACCCCCAUACGUUUCGCCUUUCCCAAGUCCCAGCAGAAGAACCAGUUGGUUUGGCCCCAGUGGAUCAGCUCAGUGCCUUCUCUAGGAGAAGAUGCAUAUGGUCAGCCUCCAUGAAAGCUUCAGUAGAAGUGACUACUCUGCUCAUGGACAUUGAAGAGUGCAACAGACAGAUGUUUCGUUCCGAUGCUCGUCCUUUGGGAGAACGUCCCUGGCAGACUCUGUUCCAGCUGGGAGAGGCUGCUCAGAGAUGGCUAAGACCACAGGACCGCACCAAAGGACAGAUUGUGGACGUGGUCAUCUUGGAGCAGUUUCUGCAUGUGCUUCCUUUGGGAAUGCAGGCUUGGGUCAGAGCCAGGAAGCCAAGUACCAGUCAUGAGGCAGCUCAGCUGGCUGAAGCUUACCUGGAGCAACAGUACCCUGUGGCUUUCCAAGAUGUGGCUGUAUAUUUCACCCCAGAGGAGUGGGAUCUUCUGGAUAAUGAACAAAGAAUUUUGUAUUACACGGUCAUGCAAGAGAAUUCUGAGAACGUGACCUCCUUAGAGCUCUUAAUUUCCAAACCAGAUCCAUGUCUCCAGCUUGACUGGGGAGAAGUAUCACUGACAGCUGAUCUCCAGACAGUGAAAGGAAAAGUCACUAUUGAUCAAGGGAUUGUAAAUUGUGAGGACGUAACUGUGAUUGAAAAUGUGGAUACAAGAAAGAAUGGUCAUCAAGAGAACCCUGGAGCAGAGCAAUUUCAUGAACCAUUGCAGUGGGAUAUUUCCUUUGGUCCCAAACCUUCUGAAAAAAUGGGGAUCAAACCCAGAAGGUGGCAGGAGUUAUCGCAGGAGUUAUCCCAAGCUUCCAAGGCUAACAAGAAAAUACCUAGAAGUAGCUCCCGGUUAGCUACUAUUGCAACAAGAAAAAAAUAUGGAUGUUAUGAGUGUGGAAAAAGGUUUGAUCAGCCGUCACAUGUUAUUAAACACCAGAGGAUCCACACAGGAGAAAAGCUAUACCCGUGCACUGAAUGUGGGAAGCGUUUUAACAAACAGUCCAAUCUUAAUGUCCAUUUGCGGCUCCAUCGUGGAGAGAAACCUUAUAGCUGCCCUGAUUGUGGCAAAAGAUUCAAUGCCAAAUAUCAUUUACGUGUACACCACAGGAUACACACCGGGGAGAAGCCGUAUGUAUGUGAAGAUUGUGGGAAGAGAUUCCCUGUUAAAGCUUCUCUAAAUAAGCACCAACGAAUCCAUUCAGGAGACCCCAAGCCGGUCAUACCAUCUGAGAUCAAAUCAGAAGGCAAUACCCAGGCAGUAUUACCAGAAGUGAUACAGGUGUGCACAGUUCCUGACUCAGAAAAAAUAGUUAAAAUUAUCAGUACUGAUUCCCCAAUAGGGAUAACAGUGUCAAACAGGAAUUAUGUCUGUUUUGAAUGUGGAAAAUGUUUUGAACGGCCUUUACACCUUACUAAACACCUGAGGAUUCACAAAGGAGAAAGGACAUAUCCGUGUAUUGAAUGCGGGAAACGUUUUAAUAAGCAAUCUAACCUUACUGUCCAUUUACGUCUCCAUACUGGAGAGAAACCUUAUGGCUGUCCUGAAUGUGGCAAAAGAUUUUGUACUAAAUCUCAUUUACUUGGACACUAUAGGAUGCACACAGGGGAGAAGCCAUAUGAAUGUGAAGUAUGUGGGAAGAGAUUCCCUGUUAAAGCUUCUGUAAAUAAGCACCGCCGAAUCCAUAUAGGAGACCCCAAGCUAUCCAAACCAAUUGAGAUCAAAUCAAAAGGCAAUACUCAGGCAAUAUUACCAGAGGUGACACAUGUAAUUCCUGCACCAAAAAACUUCAUCGAAAAUAUAAGUAAGAAGCCCCCAAUAGGAAUUACAGUGUCAGACAGGAAUUUUGUCUGUCGUGAGUCUGGGAAAAGUUUUGAUCAAUCUUCACACCUUACUACACACCAGAGGAUACACACAGGAGAAAAGCUAUAUCCAUGUAAUGAAUGUGGGAAACGUUUUAAUAAGCAGUCUAAUCUUAAUGUCCAUUUACGUCUCCAUACUGGAGAGAAACCUUAUGGCUGUCCUGAUUGUGGCCAAAAAUUCAACAUGAAAUCCCAUCUACAAGGACACUACAGGAUCCACACAGGUGAGAAGCCAUUUCAGUGUGAAGACUGUGGGAAGAGCUUCCGGGUAAAAUCUUGUCUAACUAGGCAUCAGCAAAUCCAUACAGGAGAAAAGCCAUAUAAAUGUCUCUCCUGAGAAAAAAAAUUCAGCUAAUUAAACACCAGCUGUUUCACUCUGAGAAGAAAAGUUGCAUGUGCUUUGAAUGUCAGAAUACUUUUUGCAACAGAUCAGAUUUUAUUAAGCAUGAAAGAAUUCAGACAUGAAAAAACCCUUGUCUAUGUUGCUGUAAGCACUGGAAAUGCACUGGGAAAUAUUUCCAUGAAAUUUUUCAUAUGAUCGUUUUCCAGGAAUUCACUAAUAAUUCUCUUGCAAAUGCUUUUAUGGAGCCAGAGGGAAGCAGUGCGCGUUUGGAACUUAAAUUUUGUGUCCAUCUUCUAUAAGAACUGCAGGCCUCUUGUUUAAAAUGCCUUUUUAAGGAUUGGCCUGAAGGAGCUUAAUAAACAGUAGACAUUCCAUGUGAAAGCAUUGAUACCAUGCUGGCUGGCUUUGAUUUUCCCAGGAACAAGUGGCACUAUCUUCCAGAUAAGUAGUUCUGCACUCCAGGAUAACCUGAAACUAAGUAAUAGUUAUUGCUGUUCUCUAAAAAAGCCUCAUUUGGGACUAUGACAAACCCUUAGAUUAAUUUUGCAUUUGUUUCCCACUCAAGCAUGGCUAUUUUAUUGAAGCUUGUCUUGAAAUGAAUGAGACACUUCAGAAAAAAAUAUCCUAAAUCUGGUAGCGAUAAGACAGAAGAAGCAUUUUAAGACUUGCCUUUUGUGCUCAGCGGGAUUCAAAAUGAGAUAUAUGAAAUUUGCACAGGUUGGACAAAAUCAAAAACUGACAGAUAGAAAUGUAGACAAUCACUUCAAGAUGCUGCUUCAGGAACAUCAGUCGAAAAAGAAAGUCCCCUUCCUCCUGAGUUUUGAUUUCUGUUCCAGUCUAUUUAUUCAGCCAGAUGACUGCAUAACAGCUGGGUUCACCCAACUUGCUUAAAUUAACUGAGUCAUGAGAGGUAAUGUGUUGUGUGAACAGAAAAACUGGUAUGAUUGGCGCCCACCCAUUAGCCCUAAGAAAGUUUAUUUUUAAAUCAAGCAGUUCUAGUUUUCUGGAAAUCAAGUAGCACGUGUGUGAGUGUACAGAACACACAAUGUUUAAGCUGGAUUGUCUACGCAGCUGACCUGAAGGUUAAGUAAUACGUCUAUCUUCCAUAGCCUAGUGCUAGAGUCAACUUACAAGUUAUGAACAUUCUAGGCAUUCCACUUUUGUGGUUCUUUUGGCUUUUACCACCAGAGUCACAUAGAAACACUGAAAAAGAGAAAGAACAUAGUAGAUACGUUCAGGCCUUUAAUGUUGCCCAUGGUGGAUUGGUGGUGAUUAUGCCAGUGCAAGAUCUCCCCUCCAGCAAAACGGAAGCCCAGGAAUCCUGGCCUUUUGGGCAGCAGCUGGGAUGACUGUUGAUUUAGAUGUAGUGGCCAGACAGCUGGUGCGCCCCCAGCAAUGAAUGGAAUGGAGGAAAGUAACUGGGUGAAGGACACCAGUCAGCAGGGUUGUCUGAAAAUGAUCACCAUGUUCCACCAAGCCUCGCACUGUUGAAGGUCGCUUACUUUUGUAGAAGUCCAAUGGAGAAUAUUCACAAUUAUUUCCAUUUUCUUGUUCUACAGCCAUUCUGAUUCUUUUUUUUAAAGUGACAACUUUUCAAGUUCAGGUAAAGUUGUAAGAAACGAUUUGCCCAAAAAUAAUUAACUGUCAUUUUUUUAAUGCACAUUGAAGCCAGUUGAACCUUGUUUUUCCACUAUCUCCUGCAAUACUGUUUGUUGCUAAGUGCUGCUGUUCAAGGUAGGCUAGAUGUGGGGGUGAUAAAGAAUUGUUACUCUUUUAUUCUGCGGGGGGUGGGGAUUUGAAACACCGGCAGAAUAAUUAGGCAUUUUCCGAAUAUUUGAUCCACUGAUUCCCAAAGGAAUGAUGCCAUUCCUGACAUCAAUAGUAAACUGCAUGCUAGGUACACGUUUUAAGAAUAAAAGAAUAAAAUAUUGUAGUUGCUCCAGCAGUUCUCUGUAUGCAGCCUUUAUGUGCUUCUUACCUAUAGGUUCUUUAGCUGACUUCAGACCACUGGAAAACAUCUUGCUAAAUGUGUGAGUUCAGGGCUUUAAGUCCAGUGAUUUGUUUCAAGAGAGCCUGCACCUUGAAGUGGGCAUAGUAAAAAGAGAGAUUAAGAUACAGAUAGCUAUAAACACUGGCUAGAGUUUUCUUGCUCUCUUGUGCGGCUAGUCCCUACAACCUUGAUCUGAAACACCCUGUUUUUACCUUCAGAAAGCCUUUAAAAACCUGGAUUUUUUUUCUAGGCUUGAGGGCCUGCAUAUUGGCAGAAGCCAGCUUGCAUUCUUGCCCUGGGAUGAUGUGGUUUAUUCUUUGCCUGGCAUCUUGUGUUGUUGUUAUUUUUCUGUUAUUUUUAUAUGUAUGUUUCAGAUGUUUUAUUGGUGUCACCCAGAGCUAUUUGAUAAGAUAAAUCUAUAUAAUAAACUAAUAAACAAGCUAACUCUUGGAGAUGGUUUUCAAUUGGCUCUGAACUUUGACUAACUCACAACCUUUGAGAUGCAAAAAGUCUUUGGCACACUUUGCAUCAGGUUUUAGAAUAUGGAGCAACAGUCCUGUCUUUUAGGAUGCCUAAUCUACCAUUGCUGGGAAUCAUAGGUACAGAAUAGUACUAUGGAAUGGAAUUAUGGAAUGUGGGAAAGACCUUGGGAGACAAGGAGAGGCUGCCUAGAGAAUGGCCAGAUAAGAGGGAACUUAGACUACAGCUGGAUCCUGAGUAGAACAAGAGACUCAGAAGAGACCCUCUCUAAUUUCUCAGGCGAUAAAGGAAAUGGUGAGAGGAUUGUACUUUCAUAUUUGUAAGCUUCUGUUAAUGUAGCUUUUCUGCUUGUGCUUCCUGUGUGGUCUGCCUGUUAAGGCUGACAUCAUGCACCAAGCCAACCAUUCUCCAGCUGCAGGCUAUGCUCUCUGACUAUUCCCUAGGCUGCAUUUCUCACCAUCCCAAGGUCUUUCCUGUAUACCAUUGCAUGCCAGCAGCAUGUCCCAUGAAAUUAUACGUCCCAAAGAAAAGAAGGAUUUGUACAUUAAUAUAGCAAUUACAUUAAUACAACAUUUCUCACUCCACGGACUGGCAGCAGCAGUUGUGGCAGGGGAGGGUAUGGUUUUACAUGCACAGCCUAGUUCUCAUGCAUGUGCAAAUGAAGCUUUGCGCACUCACCCGCCACUUGUGCAGCCUGGUUACCAAUGGGCUGCAGCCCAAGGUUUGGGGACCUCUGCAUUAAUGCACCUGAAUGCCUCCCAUUCUGUGGUUUCAAAACUGAGAUAUAAGAAGAUCCUGAAUAUGAAAUUCCUUUGUUGCACUGAGCGUUUUGAGCUGGAUGAGCAUGUCCUUGUCUGCUGUAUGAAGUUAGUUAAUUAGUUCCCCACAAUGGAACAUCAUCCCCCCUGAAAUUAGUUUGGCUUGGGGCCCUGAGUGUGGAAUAGAGCCCAUUAUUUAAUCGAUAAAGUCUGGCUGCUAUGUGUUUUAUUUGUAUUUUUGAUAUUGUGUAUUUUAUAGAUUUUACUUUAUUUAUUUUACUGUAACCCCCCUAGGAUCAUAUAAAAGUGAGAUGGUUGGCUACAUACAUUGAAAGAAUUAGAAUAGAAUAGAAUAGAAUAGAAUAGAAUAGAAUAGAAUAGAAUUUUUUAUUGGCCAAGUGUGAUUGGACACACAAGGAAUUUGUCUUGGUGCGUAUGCUCUCAGUGUACUUAAAAGAAAAGAUACAUUCAUCAAGAAUUCUAAGGUACAACACUUAAUGAUAGUCAUAGGGUACAAAUAAGCAAUCAGGAAACAAUAUCAAUAUAAAUUGUAAGGAUACAAGCAACGAAGUUACAGUCAUAAGUGGAAGGAGAUGGGUGAUGGGAACGAUGAGAAGAUUAAUAGUAGUGCAGACUUAGUAAAUAGUUUGACAGUGUUGAGGGAAUUAUUUGUUUAGCAGAGUGAUGGCGUUUGGGGAAAAAAUGUUCUUGUGUCUAGUUGUUCUGGUGUGCAGUGCUCUAUAGCGUCGUUUUGAGGGUAGGAGUUGAAACAGUUUAUGUCCAGGUUGUGAGGGGUCUGUAAAUAUUUUCACAGCCCUCUUUUUGAUUCAUGCAGUAUACAGGCCCUCAAUGGAAGGCAGGUUGGUAACAAUUGUUUUUGAAUGAAUGAAUGAAUGAAUGAAUGAAUGAAUGAAUGAAUGAAUGAAUCAGCAAGGCCAACAGGGCAUACUGAUCAGGCACAUUUGCAAAUUGAACUGAUUUGACUAUAUUUCUUCGAUAACAUCCAAAAUUCUUUUUGUGUGUAUGUUACCGUAUAUAAACUUUUAUUUAUUGCAAUCUACAUUAAACUGAUAAUCUCUUAUUUUAGAUGUAUAGUUUAUUUCUACAAAAACUAUUUUAUAACUUUGUACCAUAGUAUUUAUAUUUUCUCACAUACAGUUUAUGUUAGUAUUAUUAAUUCAUAGGAAUUGGAGCUGUAAUGUUAUAAAAUAUUAAGCUACAAUAUUAAACUUCAGUUAUUGUUCAAAUGGCUGUAAUUUUUAUAUCCUCUUGGUUUUAUGUUAUCUUAUGCUGGUCUGUGACCAAAAUAAAGACUCCCAUUAUUACUGACUAAUUAAAAAUCAUUCUAGUACAGCCUUCCUGAUGAUCUAUAGAUCAUUAAGAAUUUGGUAAACCAGAUUUAGGAAAUAGAUUUAGUUUAUGUUAAUUUAAAGGAACAAAGUUGCCAAUUCUGUUCAUAGCAAAAGAGUAGCCAACAGCCAUUAAUGGCAUUUCUUGGUUCAAAACUUCCUAAAUUAGAUUUCCCCGUGUGGCUGUUUCCAGAUGUAUGCACAAUUCCUAUCUCUUUCUUUCUGGGAAGAAAUUGUUGCGCAACAAAGAAGGCAAAUAUGUGGGAUGGUUGCUAGUCCUCAGCAUUUAUCAUUUUCCAUAGAACUAAAUGGGUCUCAUUUUGCAUGCCUGCUUUUAUCUGCACAAACUAUUAUAUAUAUAUAUUAUGUUUCAUGACAGGCAAAGAAAUAAAAGUGAGGAACAUCUAUAUGUAUUUGUUUACUACUACUACUACUACUACAUUUAUUCGUUACAUUUUAGUAAGAACAUCAAAUAGAAGUAGGGCUACUAAAUAAACCCUCUUAAUUUCUUUUUUUCAAAAUUCUCUUAACCUGUCUGUUCUAUCCUUUCCUAUUGGUCAAUGGGCAUGUGUGAUGUCACAGCCCUCUUUAUUCUCCUGUGGGAGAGAGGGAGAGCUCACAAUACUGAUUAUGAAGUGUUGGGCUUUUCGGGUACUACUGUUAACUCUCAAGGUAAAGCAUUGUUCUAGCUGACCAAUCAAAGGGCAAAGGGCUAGUCCCUCAUUUGAAUACAAGUCAGUAUAUCACAGAAAAGGGAGAGACAUUACUGAGGCACUUGAUCACUACAAACUUCAGGUGAGCAUAAGCACAGAAGAUUGAGACAAUGGCUAUUGUCCAAGCGCAGAAAAAGUUACCUCAGAAGAAAUUGAGACAGAAACAGAAGAGGAAACAAGGAAGAAAUCGGCAACGAAGGAACUUGGCAAUCAGUCAAAUUAGGAAAUGUGAGAGUUUUGAGGCUAAGAUUUUUCCACCUCUUUUCCUUUCCCAACGAAAAAUGCCUCCGUCAAUGAAGGGGAAUAAAAAGGCAGUCUUUGCACAACGAUACCUCCUGGCAACACAAGACGGGGAGCAACAGUGCUACCUCAGCAAUUACUCCCAAGCCACCAUGGGCAUCAGUGAGGUGUAUCCAGCAAUUGUGUGGCAAUGCAAGCCCCCUGUGGUGAAAUGGCCAGUGACGGUGAGACAUCAGCAACAAAGUGCCCUCACCACCCACUUGUGCCAAGAUGACCCACAAAGAUAUGUCUUCAGCAGUGCCGUACCCUCACCAGUUAUCUGUGGCAAGAUGGGGACCAAACUCUGUACUCUCACCACUAAAGACCUUCAGUACGAAGUGAAUGAGAUGAUAUCCAGGCAGUUGAUACCAUGCUUGUUUGCCAGUGACACUAGCAUCUCUCCUUAUUAGCAGAGGAGUCAUGUCCUUCCUCCCUGCCUGGCCUAAACUAGUCUCUGAAGGGGAGAAGGAAGAGUACAAGUGGCCAGCCUGAGAAAAAUCCCAUCUUUCACCAAAUGGAAGACCAUCUAAAGUACCUCCCAAACCCAAUCAUUUUAAGACAACAACCUUGCCACCUACAAUAGUCAAAGAAUAUAGCAGUUCUUCACACAGAAUGGCCUUGAGAAGGAAAAUCAGCCAAGCAGAGGACACAGUUUUCAUUAGAAAAAGAUCUUACUCCUCAGGAUGUUGUACUUCCAAACAUUCAUAUUGUGACUGAAGAAUUUCCCUUCAGAAACAGCAAAAGCAACUAGUUAUUGACAUACAAAUAAAAUGGGAUUUAGAAUGAGUGACACCUGUUUAACAGUGUGGUGUAUCUUGGCCAUGUUUAUUGCAAAAUUUGGGGGUUUGCAUACAU
Molecule: messenger RNA, 8766 nt
Organism: Ahaetulla prasina
Lineage: Eukaryota; Metazoa; Chordata; Lepidosauria; Squamata; Colubridae
Product: zinc finger protein 492-like
Exons: 5
Coding region: 81-2336 (751 amino acids)
Biological process (GO): regulation of transcription by RNA polymerase II
Molecular function (GO): RNA polymerase II cis-regulatory region sequence-specific DNA binding; DNA-binding transcription factor activity, RNA polymerase II-specific
Source: RefSeq, a predicted model, not a curated record